Diachasmimorpha longicaudata is the source of this 1288-nucleotide messenger RNA. It is a transcript of the gene Tpi, whose product is annotated as Triose phosphate isomerase. The transcript has 3 exons. The record is from RefSeq and is a predicted model, not a curated record. NCBI's taxonomy places the organism in Eukaryota, Metazoa, Arthropoda, Insecta, Hymenoptera, Braconidae. Gene Ontology annotation, molecular function: triose-phosphate isomerase activity. Gene Ontology annotation, biological process: gluconeogenesis; glyceraldehyde-3-phosphate biosynthetic process; glycolytic process. Gene Ontology annotation, cellular component: cytosol. The coding region runs from base 179 to 922 and encodes 247 amino acids.
GGUUUACUCACGUAGUCCCAACUGAUCAGCCCGGAUUCGAAGAGGGGGAACGGUGUUAGAGUCACCUCAGAGUGCGCAUGAAGGUCAAAGUGUCAGGAGAGAUCCAGUUCUACUGCAAGUGCAGCUGAAGUUCUUAUUAAUACUCAAAAAGUACGGAAUAACUAAAACAGUUGUCAAGAUGGUGAGGAAAUUCUUCGUGGGGGGUAACUGGAAGAUGAAUGGAACCAAGAAGGAGAUUGACGAAAUUGUCGCAUUCCUCAAAGCCGGCCCACUCGACCCCAAUGUUGAGGUUGUCGUUGGUGUCCCGGCGAUCUACCUUCCCUACGCCAAGAGCAUCCUUCCAUCGACAAUAGCAACCAGUGCUCAGAACUGUUACAAAGUCCCCAAGGGAGCCUUCACAGGUGAGAUUAGCCCAGCUAUGCUGGUAGACAGCGAAAUCCCCUGGGUGAUCAUUGGCCACUCAGAGAGGAGGAACGUCUUCGGGGAGAGCGAUGAACUCACUGCUGAGAAAGUGGCACAUGCUCUGGAAGCUGGUGUCAAGGUGAUCGCAUGCAUCGGUGAGAAACUCGAGGAACGUGAGUCUGGAAAAACCGAGGAGGUUGUCUACCGCCAGACGAAGGCUAUCGCCGACAAAAUCAAGUCCUGGGACAAUGUCGUGCUGGCUUACGAACCAGUUUGGGCUAUUGGAACAGGAAAGACGGCGACCCCUCAGCAAGCCCAGGAGGUUCACGACCAGUUGCGAGCUUGGUUCGCCAAGAACGUCAGUCCAGCAGUCUCCGAGUCCCUCAGGAUCAUCUACGGUGGCUCUGUGACAGCUGGAAAUGCCAAGGAUCUCGCAAAGGAGAAGGACAUCGACGGAUUCCUCGUUGGAGGGGCUUCUCUCAAGCCUGACUUCGUACAGAUCGUCAAUGCCAAGCAAUAAUUGAUGGGAUCACCGACCUCUGGUUCAAUGUUAUUUUAAUCCAGAGGGGAAGAGGAGGUCAUCAGGACAAUAGGACCAUUCGAAGUAACAAUAAUGAUUGAAUCAAUCUCAAGAUAUUUUCGCAAGCCUCAUAAUAAGCGUUGAUUCGUCCAGAUCACAUCAUCGAGUCAUCAGAUAUUUGAAAAAAUUGAGAAACCAAUCUUUACCACUUCGUUACAGAAUUCAUAUUCAUCGUCUCCUGGACAUGUUUACAUGAAGAAAGAGUCUAUUCAUUGUUGGCUGUUGAUAAUGUAUAUCCAAAUACAAUUUAAUUGUGGACAUCGCACAUUACGUGCUGAUUCAAUAAAACCUAAUGCACCCAUCGUA